AAGGACCGACUACAGCUAAACAAGAGGCACAGCAGCAGCAGCAGCAGCAGCAGCAGAGCAGGAGCAGCUGGUAUUCCGGUGAUUAAAUAGUUCUCAUAGCCUUUUUGCUGUACUCGGUCUGCUCCCUGGAGUAAUUCUCGUGUCCAAGAAGGAAGCUGCAUUUUAACGGUGUGCUGAACAGAGGUUUGAAUCAUUCCAACUGGCUGCUUGUUUUGAAAAGGACGAUGUGUGUAUAAAUAAAAAGACUCUGCUGGAAGAGUUCAGAUACUAGAAUUGGAGCUAGAGAUUGCUCUCGGAAUAUUGUUGAGGCAGAUUGUAUGAACUGAAAGCUCCUUCUAAUUAACCUGGAGCCAAGUGCACCUGAAUACUGGAUAUCUCAUUUUCUAACUCGGGAUACACUCAACUUAGAAAAAGAAAAAAUUGAAAUGCUUCUCUAGGUAAUGCUUAGAGGAUUCUGCAGCAAUUCUUGGUAUUGGACAUAUUCAAAAUCUCUUCAACUUUUACUCUCCUGGUCCACUGCCUUUCAGCUUUAACUCAUUUGUUAUCCCGUCAAACAUUUUACAUGAUUUGCAAUGGUUACAUGAACUUUUGGGAAGUGGUAUUUGCACCAUCUCGUACUUCAUUCACUAUGGUACUUUAGAAAAAGAAAUUGGAAAAAGCUUACAAAGCAUUAUUUUUAAAGAUGAAUCUUAUUGUGAAGCUUCGGCGAAGUUUUCGAACACUGAUUGUCCUCUUAGCUACCUUUUGCUUGGUGAGCAUUGUCAUUUCUGCCUAUUUCCUUUACUCUGGCUACAAACAGGAAAUGACACUUAUUGAAACUACUGCAGAAGCAGAAUGUGCUGACAUCAAAAUUCUACCAUAUCGGUCGAUGGAGUUGAAAACAGUCAAGCUUAUUGAUAUAUCCAAAACCGACCCUACUGUCCUCCUCUUUGUGGAGAGCCAAUACUCUCAACUCGGUCAAGAUAUCAUAGCUAUCUUGGAGUCCAGCCGAUUUCAGUACCACAUGGUCAUUGCCCCUGGCAAGGGAGACAUACCUCCUCUUACAGAUAAUGGCAAAGGGAAAUAUACUUUAGUUAUUUAUGAAAAUAUUCUGAAGUAUGUCAGCAUGGACUCAUGGAAUCGAGAGCUUUUAGAAAAAUACUGUGUGGAAUACAGUGUUAGUAUAAUUGGUUUUCAUAAAGCCAAUGAGAACAGCUCACCAAGUACACAGUUAAAAGGCUUUCCAUUAAACCUUUUCAAUAAUCUAGCUCUAAAGGACUGUUUUGUCAACCCUCAGUCUCCUUUGCUGCAUAUUACCAAAGCCCCCAAGGUUGAGAAAGGCCCUCUUCCUGGGGAAGACUGGACUAUUUUCCAAUAUAAUCAUUCAACCUACCAGCCUGUGCUUUUAACUGAAUUACAGACAGAAAAAUCCCCUUCAUCCUUGUCCAGCAAAACACUCUAUGCGACAGUGAUCCAGGAUCUGGGGCUUCACGAUGGAAUUCAGCGAGUUCUUUUUGGCAACAACUUGAACUUUUGGCUGCACAAGCUCAUCUUCAUAGAUGCCAUUUCCUUCUUGUCAGGGAAGAGGCUGACAUUGUCCUUGCACAGGUACAUCCUUGUAGACAUUGAUGAUAUAUUUGUCGGAAAGGAGGGAACGAGGAUGAAUGUCAAAGAUGUGAAGGCAUUACUAGAGACUCAAAAUUUACUGCGCACUCAGGUUGCAAAUUUUACCUUCAACCUUGGAUUUUCAGGGAAGUUUUACCACACAGGGACUGAAGAGGAAGAUGAAGGAGAUGACUGUCUGCUGGGGUCUGUCGAUGAGUUCUGGUGGUUUCCUCACAUGUGGAGCCAUAUGCAGCCCCACCUGUUCCACAAUGAGUCGUCUUUGGUUGAGCAGAUGAUUCUCAACAAGGAAUUUGCCCUGGAACAUGGAAUACCAAUCAACAUGGGUUAUGCUGUGGCCCCUCAUCACUCAGGGGUCUACCCCGUUCAUAUUCAGCUGUAUGCAGCUUGGAAGAAGGUCUGGGGUAUUCAGGUCACCAGCACUGAAGAGUAUCCACAUUUGAAACCUGCACGGUACAGAAGGGGCUUCAUUCACAACAGCAUCAUGGUCCUUCCUCGACAGACCUGUGGGUUGUUCACACACACCAUUUUCUACAAAGAGUAUCCAGGAGGACCCCAAGAAUUGGAUAAAAGCAUCAGAGGAGGUGAACUUUUCCUCACAAUUCUUCUAAACCCAAUCAGCAUUUUCAUGACCCAUUUGUCAAACUAUGGGAAUGACCGCCUUGGAUUAUAUACCUUUGUGAAUUUGGCCAACUUUGUGCAGAGCUGGACCAACCUGAAAUUGCAAACCCUUCCUCCAGUGCAACUGGCCCGCAAGUACUUUGAGCUCUUCCCUGAGCAGAAAGACCCUCUCUGGCAG
Messenger RNA from Galeopterus variegatus (Sunda flying lemur), 2401 nucleotides. Its product is annotated as bifunctional heparan sulfate N-deacetylase/N-sulfotransferase 4. The transcript is spliced from 7 exons. Lineage: Eukaryota; Metazoa; Chordata; Mammalia; Dermoptera; Cynocephalidae. The annotation marks the transcript as partial. Gene Ontology annotation, cellular component: Golgi apparatus. The record is from RefSeq and is a predicted model, not a curated record. Gene Ontology annotation, molecular function: deacetylase activity; heparan sulfate N-sulfotransferase activity.